UCGCUUGGCGUUCUGUAAAUUCAUGGUGAAAAAGUCAACUUUACUGGUUCUCAAUGAACCUACCAAUCACUUGGAUAUACCUACAAAGGAGAUGCUUGAGGAAGCUAUACAAGAGUAUGAAGGUACUGUCAUUACAGUUUCCCAUGAUCGGUAUCUUGUUCAUCAAAUAGUUAACAGAGUGAUUGAGGUGAAGGACGGAAAUCUACAAGAUUAUGUUGGGGACUACAAUGUAAGUCUUGAAUUGCUUCACUUUAUAUGAUUCUGGUUCUUUUUAUUUGGCUUCAAUUUUGGUUUGUUUUGUGUUGUUCAUUUCUUUUGUUGUGGGAAAUAUUCCUGGGCUCAUUUUAGUCAAGUCAGAGCUAUAGGAUGUGUUUGACAGGUGAAUUAUCUACGGAAUUUGCUUUCCUUUCCUAAUAUUAUAUACUGGAUACUCCUACUUUUACCCAGAUAACUAAAUUUUUAUAGACAAAAGAAACUAUUCCAAUUGGUCUCCUCGAAAUGUCUUUUGAGUUUUUCUACCGGUUAAAAUACAAAUGCACUUUGCUAUAGUUAUACAAACUGAUCACUUUGACAUGUGGACCCUGUUUGGGUUUGAUACACCUGAUCUUUUGGUUAGUGCCAAUUUCUGCUGUGCUAAAUGUAUAAAUUUGCUGGUAAUGUAUUGUAUUAUCUUGUUGUGUAUACAUUUUGCAUGAAAAUAUUGGCAUUUUUCUCUGAACUCAUAAUCUCUCAUAACCUCUCUAUGGACUCUCUCAGAAUAAUGCGUGUUAUGCUAACUAUUGUUGUCUGGUGUACAUCUAUAGCUGCAUUAGCCUGCAUACAUAUGAAAAAUAAAAAAAAUUAAGAACGGUGACUAAUUAACCAAAAAAUUUAUCCUUUUGCUCAUAUGAAAGAACGAGAAGGGGAAAACUGUAAAAGUGAGGGCAUUGGAGCCUUUUAAAUGGUGUUUUAAAUAUUGAUGUUGUAGACCUAACUAUUUCAGAGAUUUGUAAGGCUUCUAAGAAUAUAGUUGAUGGCAU
Molecule: messenger RNA, 1019 nt
Organism: Chenopodium quinoa (quinoa)
Lineage: Eukaryota; Viridiplantae; Streptophyta; Magnoliopsida; Caryophyllales; Amaranthaceae
Product: ABC transporter F family member 2-like
Exons: 2
Coding region: 23-259 (78 amino acids)
Source: RefSeq, a predicted model, not a curated record